This is a messenger RNA of Bacillus rossius redtenbacheri, 1643 nucleotides long. RefSeq names its product uroporphyrinogen-III synthase-like. The coding region runs from base 444 to 1226 and encodes 260 amino acids. The transcript is spliced from 5 exons. Gene Ontology annotation, molecular function: uroporphyrinogen-III synthase activity. Gene Ontology annotation, cellular component: cytosol. Gene Ontology annotation, biological process: uroporphyrinogen III biosynthetic process. NCBI's taxonomy places the organism in Eukaryota, Metazoa, Arthropoda, Insecta, Phasmatodea, Bacillidae. The record is from RefSeq and is a predicted model, not a curated record.
CCUGGCCACCAAGAAUGUUUUUUUUUACAACUUUUGAAUAUAGUUGUAAUUUGUCGGUCAUUUGGGCUAUUUCAGUCUGAAGUUGUUUUAGUUUGAAAACCCCAGAGGCCACAGUACUAUUUUGAGUCGGUACAAUAUCCUGGGAUUCGAAGCUAACUUAACCUUAUUCGAUGUAAUCAGGUUUUUACUUAUCGUAUAUAUGAAAAAAAAAAUUAUGACUGUUAGUUCUGCCAUGUCAACGCUUAUCAUUCUGGAGCGUAUUUCAAAUUUAAAAAUUAAAAAAAAACUUUGAAGUUGCACGAAAGGUUAUUCUUCGGGCGUGUGUUACUAUGGAUUGGCGGAUGUGUAUCAGGCGGGCUCGGUCCUGAACGGCAACCUCGCGUGUAACCCCAGGUGGGGCCGGCACUCAGCACUCGCGUGGACCCGCUGUGUGUCCAGGGAUCAUGGAGGCGGCGGAGCGACACGUCAUGAUCCUGAAGGCCCCCGCGGAGGACCCGGAGGAUGACGGCCGUGACCCGUACUCGCACCUGCUGCGGGAGAACGGCUUCGCGGUCACCAGCGUGCCCGUCAUCGAUUUCGAGUUCUGCAAUUUGGAGGAGCUGCGGGACUGCCUGCAGGCGCCCCACAAGUUCUCGGGAAUCAUCUUCACGAGCCCGAGGGCCGUCCGCGCGACGGCGCUCGGCCUGGGCACGGACCAGCGCCUGCCGGCACGCUGGAGCCAGCACGCCUUCUUCGUGGUCGGCAGGAGCACGGCCGCCGCCCUCCGCAGCAGCCUGGGGGCGGAGGGGGAGGGCGCGGAGUCCGGCUCGGCGGUCGCCCUCGCCGACUACAUCACGCAGAGGAGCUACGCCGGCCCGCUGCUGUACCCGUGCAGCUCGCUGCAGCGCGGCACACUGCCCGCCCGGCUGCAGGAGAGGGGCGUGCGCGCCCACUGCGUGACGGCCUACGCCACGGUGCCCCACCCGGGGCUGGAGCGGAGCCUGGCCCUCGCGCUGGCCUCCUCCCGUCCCCCGGGCUUCCUGGUGUACUUCAGCCCCUCGGGGGUCGCCGCGUCGUUGCCCGUGCUGCGCGGGCUGCAGCUGCCCUUCCACCGGCUCAAGGUGAUCGCCAUCGGCGCGGCCACGCAGGCAGCCCUGGAGCGGAGCGACGUGCCCGUGUGGGCCGUGUGCAAGGAGCCGACCCCUGAGCAGCUCCUGUCUCGGCUCUCGUCUCCCGGCCCGUCGUAGCGAGGCCCGUGCUCUUGUUCUCGUGUGCCGUGCUUGUACAUAGCUCCACAAAAAAAAAAAAAAAACCUUUUAUGCAAACAUGACUACAAUGCCUGUAAAUAUCUGGUCAAAUAGUUAUAAUCGUAAGUAUGUGGUAAGGAACAAAAAAACUUUUAUGGUUCAACGUGAAUGAUGCUGGAAUGCACUUAAAAUGUCCCUCACAGUUACGAUGUAGAAAUGUGGUAGAUUUUCAGCACGUGCGUAAUGUCGCAAAUGUUUUUUAUGGUCAGUUGGUUUUCUCUGGGUAUUCCAAGUUUUCCCCCCACUCAAGACUGUCAAAGCUGCACCGUGGGAGGGCCUAGAGGACAGCAGGUUCCAAGUCCCCCACAUGCCACUAUUAUUAUUAUUAUUAAUUACCUGCGGUAGAAUAAUAAAGAG